Molecule: messenger RNA, 734 nt
Organism: Benincasa hispida (wax gourd)
Lineage: Eukaryota; Viridiplantae; Streptophyta; Magnoliopsida; Cucurbitales; Cucurbitaceae
Product: thioredoxin-like protein YLS8
Biological process (GO): mRNA splicing, via spliceosome
Cellular component (GO): spliceosomal complex; U5 snRNP; U4/U6 x U5 tri-snRNP complex
Source: RefSeq, a predicted model, not a curated record
AAGUUCCUUCAUUCUCAGAGAAAGAAAGAAAAGAACAGGGAGAGAGAAUCGGGAGAAAUUAGGGUUUGGAGAUGUCGUACCUUCUACCACAUCUGCACUCAGGAUGGGCAGUGGAUCAAGCCAUUCUCGCUGAAGAAGAACGCGUCGUCAUCAUCCGCUUCGGCCAUGAUUGGGACGACACUUGUAUGCAGACUGAAGAAAUCCUGGAGCCCAUUUUCCGUCCUUCAACCUCCUAUGAUUUGGGCUGAAGAAUUCUUUGUUUCUAGGAUUGUUAGAGUAAAGCAUUCGGUGAGUGAGAUGGAUGAAGUGUUGGCCUCAGUUGCAGAGACGAUUAAGAACUUUGCAGUAAUAUACCUUGUGGAUAUCACAGAAGUUCCUGAUUUCAACACAAUGUAUGAAUUGUAUGAUCCUUCCACUGUUAUGUUCUUCUUUAGAAACAAGCACAUAAUGAUUGAUCUUGGUACUGGGAACAACAAUAAGAUAAAUUGGGCACUCAAGGAUAAACAAGAGUUCAUUGAUAUUAUUGAAACAGUUUAUCGUGGAGCAAGAAAAGGCCGUGGUUUGGUCAUUGCACCUAAGGAUUAUUCAACCAAAUAUCGCUACUAAGACGUUUUGCUGCUUGUGCAAGCUCUUAUUGGUUUUAAAUUUAAGUAAUUGCAUCUUGAAAAUCUGUACUAUAUGACAUUAUGCUUGAAUGGCAUAUAACUCUGUUUAAUACACACUUCGCUUCUUAA